AUGAUUAGAAGGCAUGAUGCCUCCAGCAAAACUGUCUUGUGCUUCCAAAGACUUUGCCUCCAACAGUGCGAAACGGCAUUCCGAGCACCUGGAAGUAAUACAGUUUUCUCGGUCACAUCUCCAAAACCAGCCAAUGUUCUUUUGUGGGCUACUACUUCAAGAAACGCAAAGCCAACAGGAGGCGCCCUUGAAUCUCUAUUCAUUCGUUUCCUCGCAGGUGUGACUGAUUUGUGUUGGAGUAUGAAGAGAGAGUAG
Cylindrotheca closterium is the source of this 255-nucleotide messenger RNA. The record is from the annotation of a GenBank genome assembly. Lineage: Eukaryota; Bacillariophyta; Bacillariophyceae; Bacillariales; Bacillariaceae.